AUGGAGAACGACCCCCCAAAACAGAGAGAGUCCUUCCCUCUCAGACCCGCGGCCAACAGUAUGGAGAACACGGAGGCUGAGUUCUUGGAGAGCCUGGAGGAAGGCCAGCUCCCUGGCAGCGAUUCAAGCCCCACAGAUGCCAAUGGGGGAAACCAGGACAAGGCGGGGUCAAAUCCCUUCUCCACAUGGAGGAUCCUGCAGCCAGCCAUGAGAGCGAGAAGCUUCUUCAAGGAGCACAAGCAACUGUUUCGAUGGAUCUGCAUAGGCCUGCUCUGUGCUGCCUUCGCUGCCUUCCUGCUGGCUGCCUGCCUCCUGAAUUUCCAGAGGGCCCUGCCACUGUUUGUACUCACCUGUGUGGUCCUUGCCUUCGUGGCCCACAGCCGGCUGAAGAGGAUUCUGGGGCCAAAGUUGAGGAAGUUGCUCAAGCCACAGGGCCAUUCCCGCCUGAAGCUUUGGUUUAAGAGGGGCCUUGCUGUUGCUGCUGUCCUGAGUCUGAUCCUGUGGUUGUCUUUGGACACCGGACGGCGGCCUGAGCAACUGGUGUCCUUUGCAGGCAUCUGUGUGUUCAUCAUCUUCCUCUUUGCCUGCUCGAAGCAUCACCAUGCAGUGUCCUGGCGGGCUGUGUCUUGGGGCCUUGGACUGCAGUUUGUACUUGGACUCUUUGUCAUCAGAACAGAGCCAGGAUUCAUUGCGUUCCAGUGGCUGGGCGACCAGAUCCAGACCUUCCUGAGUUACACCACACACGGCUCCGGCUUCGUGUUUGGGGAGCAACUGACCACGACCGUCUUUGCCUUUCAGGUUUUGCCCAUCAUUGUUUUCUUCAGCUGUGUCAUGUCAGUUCUCUACUAUGUGGGCCUCAUGCAGUGGGUGAUCCUGAAGAUUGCCUGGCUGAUGCAGGUCACCAUGGGCACCACAGCCACGGAGACCCUGAGUGUGGCUGGAAACAUCUUUGUGAGCCAGACCGAGGCUCCUCUACUGAUCCGGCCCUACUUGGCAGACAUGACGCUCUCUGAAAUUCACGUUGUCAUGACCGGAGGCUUCGCUACCAUCGCCGGCAGCCUGCUGGGUGCCUACAUCUCCUUUGGGAUCGAUGCUGCCUCGCUGAUUGCUGCCUCCGUGAUGGCCGCCCCUUGUGCUUUGGCCCUCUCUAAGCUGGUCUACCCAGAGGUGGAAGAGUCCAAAGUCAAGAGUGAGGAAGGAGUGAAACUGUCCUAUGGAGAUGCUCAGAACCUCGUAGAAGCAGCCAGCAGUGGGGCCGCCAUCUCAGUGAAGGUGGUGGCCAACAUCGCUGCCAACCUGAUUGCAUUCCUGGCUGUGCUGGAGUUCAUCAACGCUACUCUCUCCUGGCUGGGAGCCAUGGUGAACAUUGAAGGGCUCAGCUUCCAGCUCAUCUGCUCCUACAUCCUGCGGCCUGUGGCCUUCUUGAUGGGCGUGGCUUGGGAGGACUGCCCAGUGGUGGCUGAGUUGCUCGGGAUCAAGAUGUUUCUGAACGAGUUUGUGGCCUACCAGAAACUCUCCACGUACAAGCACAGCCGCCUGGCCGGAGCUGAGGAGUGGGUUGGCACCAAGAAGCAGUGGAUCUCUGUCAAAGCGGAAAUCCUCACUACCUUUGCUCUCUGUGGAUUUGCCAACUUCAGUUCCAUUGGGAUCAUGAUGGGAGGCCUGACCUCCAUGGUCCCCCAACGGAAGAGUGACUUCUCCCAGAUCGUGCUCCGGGCACUCCUCACGGGGGCCUGUGUGUCCCUGGUGAACGCCUGCGUGGCAGGGAUCCUUUACGUGCCUAGGGAGCCUGCUGUCAACUGCGUGUCCCUCCUGAACACGACCCUCAGCAGCAGCAGCUUUGAUGUAUACCAGUGCUGCAGCAAAUUCUUCCAGAACAACGACUCAGAGUUUGGCCCAGGUGCCCUGAGCAACUGCUGUCGAUUUUACAACCACACGGCGUGUGCGUAA
Carlito syrichta (Philippine tarsier) is the source of this 1950-nucleotide messenger RNA. RefSeq names its product solute carrier family 28 member 1 (gene SLC28A1). Gene Ontology annotation, molecular function: pyrimidine- and adenosine-specific:sodium symporter activity. The record is from RefSeq and is a predicted model, not a curated record. NCBI's taxonomy places the organism in Eukaryota, Metazoa, Chordata, Mammalia, Primates, Tarsiidae. Gene Ontology annotation, cellular component: membrane. Bases 1 to 1950 code for a protein of 649 amino acids. Gene Ontology annotation, biological process: nucleoside transmembrane transport; uridine transmembrane transport; pyrimidine nucleobase transport. The transcript is spliced from 17 exons.